Molecule: messenger RNA, 1210 nt
Organism: Zymoseptoria tritici IPO323
Lineage: Eukaryota; Fungi; Ascomycota; Dothideomycetes; Mycosphaerellales; Mycosphaerellaceae
Exons: 1
Coding region: 206-1141 (311 amino acids)
Source: RefSeq, a predicted model, not a curated record
CCCCACUCAUCUCAUUGCUGCCCAACUGCCCAACUGCCCGACUGCCCAAUUGCCCCUCUCCACUCGACGCAUACAACAUACAACACACACCUCACCAUCCUCGAAGACGAUCGCCGUCGCAUUGACUCGCCUACCAACCCUCACCAUCCAACCAAUCCACCCAACAACCCAACCCUUAGUCAUCACCAUCACCCUCAAUCCCACCAUGUCGUCCUCACGGCGACACGUCGUCCGUCCCGUCAUCGUCGAAGUCCAACCCACCAACCUCACUCCCUCCACAACCCUCCCUACUACACCCACCUCACCCUCCACCAAAGCCGUCCGCUUCGCUCCUUCCUCCAACAACGCCGUCUCCCGUCCUCUCUCCCAAACCGAAGCCUGGUCCCUCUACCACUUCGAACACCACGCCCGCCACUGCCCAUCAUGCCACUCUCCACACAACGUCUUCCUGCGAGGAGAUAGCCUCUGUUCCAUCGGUCUGGGUCUCGCUCAGGAUGUCGCGUACCACGUCUACCACCUCGAUGGGGAAUUCUACUCCACCACCGCAUCCAAGGACGAUGGAGCCAAGCUCGUCCGCGUCGAAAUCCCCGCGCCGUACACCAACCUGCGAGGUCUCCUCCGUUCCAUGGACUAUGCCUUGAGGCAGCGACGACAGAGACACACCACUCGCCCGGUACCCAUCAUCAGCUAUGACCGGUCCUACCCCAUCCCAGCCCGUCGUCCUUCCAACGAAACCACCGAACGCGCACAAGUCAUCGUGGAACCCGCCUCAUCGCCACGGAAAAAGUCUCACCGGCACCACUCCAAACACAAGUCCUCCUCCUCCGACCGGCGCUACUCCACCGUCAUCGUCGACUCCCUCAACGACGACGAAGCAGUCGACAGCGCGUACGAGGAUACAGAUUACUUCCCGAAGGCUCCUUCAUACCCCACCUCACCUCCGGACACUACCCGGAGAUCCGCACCACAAUACUACGAACCCGAACCUUCUCAACGACGACGGGAGAGCUACCGCACAGAGAUACGUGAACCUCCUCUUUCUUCUCCCACCACCGCAGAUGUUCCUCGAAAGGACUCUUCGCGACGGAAGAAGAGGGAGGAAGGAAGGAGGGAGAGACCGACGACCAUGUUUUGGGAUUGAUUGGUUUUGGGAAUGUUGAUUUGAUUGAUUGAUUGUUCGAUGAUGAUUUUGGAAUUUACGAGGGAAUGC